AUGGGCGCGGGUGGGAGCUCUGGCGGACGCGGCCCGUGCUGGAACGGCUGGUGCGAUAACGGUUGCAACAACAAGGGAUGCGAGGCGUGCCUCCGGCGCUGGUGCCCGAGCACAGAGUGGUGCCCGCGGAAGUGCGUGCUCUGCUCCACCGAGUGCUGCGACGGCUUCUGCAAGUACGAGAUCGGCUGCUGCCAGCCUCCGCCGCCGCCGCCGCCUUGGAUGGAGGCCUUUGGGACGCCGCCGUGGCUCUUCACGCGGCUGUGCGGCGACCGCGUCGCCGCCGCCACCCUCGUCCUCUUCCGCCUCUCCCUGUUCGUCGUGUGGGCCGCGGUUGUGCUCUGGUCGGCGACCGACAAACUCGGCACCUACUACGGCGACCAAUGGGGCAUCUACCUCACCAACUGGUCGAGCGUCUGGCUGCUCAUCUACCUCUUUUUCGCAUCGCUCACCACCUGCCUCGCGGUCGCGAAGAAGCAGCCCUGCUCAGGCUGCACGACCACGCCGUGGUACGCUCACAUCGCUUGGCUAAUGCAUAUGACCGCCGUCGUGUUUCCCAUCCUCGUCACCGUCUGUUACGGGUACAUGACGGGACCGGACGACGGUCCGUACAGUUGUCCGAACAACGAUCCUCCCUCUGGGGGGUUUCCCGAAGGGGUCGUCGGCACUGACAACACCAACAACGACGCCGAUCCUCCGAACACGCCGGACAAGACGGACGACUGCGGGCUACGGUAUGACUAUCUCCGAAAUACCUAUUUAGAGUCCUUCGUGGCGCCGUACAAGAUUCCGGCCGACCUGCACGGGUGGAUCAUGUUGGUCGCGCUCCUCGACUGGUGCGUGCACAAGCACUGGUACCCGAUCUGGGACAUGGCCUUCCCGCUCUCCUUUGGCGCCACCUACAUCGUCUUCACGCUCAUGUACCAGCAGCGGACCGAGCUCGUCAUCUACCCGAAAAUUAACUGGCGCGACGGCGACGAGGGCGCGGCCGCGGGGGUGGCGCUGGUGAUCAUCCUCACCAUCGUCCCGCUCAUCUACGCCGUCCUGGCCCUGUGCGACCUCCUCUUCAAGCAGUGGAAGUGGCUGGAGGUCCUGCGCUCCAUCCGCGACUUUUUCUGGCGGCUCUGGACCAGCCCCUGCUGCCCUCCCCCAGAGGAUCUCGAGCGGGGCGAGCCCAUCGACGUCGAGUGCCAAACGGACGGCAACCCGCUGGUCGACCCAACCAAGUCGACCCUCAGCAGGCAGGACAUCCGCGAGGCCUUUGAGCUCUUCGACAAGGACGGCUCGGGUGCCCUGUCGCUGGCCGAGCUGCAGGACGCUCUCGCGAAGCUCGAGGUCGACGGAGACGCGCGCCCCGUGCUCAAGCGGUUUGAUGCCGACGGGGACGGCACGCUCGGGCUCGAGGAGUUUGAGGAGCUCGUGGUGGAGCUCGUCCGCCUCCGCCACGACGACGCGGACGACCGCGGCUCGAUGCGGAAGAGCCGCGCGUCCGAGGCGGCGCGCCUCUCCUCGAGCGGCUCUCCCAGACGCGCCGCGCGCGCCUCGCGCUGGAGCCACGCCUCGCGCACCUCGCGCAACUCGCUGCGCCGCAACUCUCGAGCCCGCGUCUCGGGCGUGGACACUGCUGCGCUGCUCUCUGACGCCGAGGCCAACGUGUGAGGACGGAGGGCAUCGGGUCGCGCUCCGCGGUCCCAUCGGACGCGGCGGAAGCUGCAGGCUCCCCACGCUGGCGACUCUUGAAUGCACCGCGCGGUGUGGAAUAUCCCGUAUUCAUGGCCCCCAGCCGCGCCGCUCGUGCUAGUGUGUGUGUGUGGGGGGGAGGGGUGGUGGAAGGGGCGUUCGCAUGUUUCUCCGGUGUUGACGGGGGGAAGUGGAGAGAGGUGAGCUGUGAAGUAUAAGUCUGCUUUCAGGGCGAAA
Molecule: messenger RNA, 1914 nt
Organism: Emiliania huxleyi CCMP1516
Lineage: Eukaryota; Haptophyta; Isochrysidales; Noelaerhabdaceae
Exons: 2
Coding region: 1-1656 (551 amino acids)
Cellular component (GO): membrane
Molecular function (GO): calcium ion binding
Source: RefSeq, a predicted model, not a curated record